This is a messenger RNA of Pocillopora verrucosa, 3745 nucleotides long. RefSeq lists its product as uncharacterized. The record is from RefSeq and is a predicted model, not a curated record. Lineage: Eukaryota; Metazoa; Cnidaria; Anthozoa; Scleractinia; Pocilloporidae.
GCACCACUCCUCACCGUACCCCACUGGGGAAAUCGUGCGCUGUUUGCGCGCACUAUACAAAUAAAUCAAAGCAAGGAAACCCGUGUGUAUUGAGCGGAUCAGCUGUCUGCACUUUAACAACUUUUGCAGUCAUGUAGAAUAUGAUGAGGAUCUCUAGUCAGCUACUGAGGUCAAGGACAUCUCAACCGCUACAGCUCGUUGAAUACUUGGAUCUAUCUAAUCUUGGACUAGUAUCUCUUGAAAGACUCGAACUAUGCCCAAAGGUUCAGACCUUGAUCGUCCGUGGAAAUCGAAUUGAAGCUGUACCCGAUUUGAGAUGCUAUUCCCAGCUGUGGAAAAUUGACCUCGCUAACAACGUGGUGAAAAGUUUGGAGGGUUUGUUUUCAGUUGCUGCCUUUGGAACGCUGGUCCUAGCCAAUAAUGACCUUGACUGGAAUGAGCUGCAAAAAAUACGGCAUGUUCAUAUACUUGAUCUCAGUCUCCAUGGAAACCACAAACUGGAGAUGGAUGCUUAUUAUAGGAUGCAUGUUAUUGACAGUCUUCCCCUGGUUUGGAUGCUUGAUGGACGUAUCAUAACUUCUGCAGAACGUGCUCAGGUGGAACAGUUCUUUAAGGAUUCUGCACUUUCUGAUAGACCUGUGAGGCACAAGCUUCCCAAGAACCACUUUGUUCCAUCAUCAUUGAAAAACAUCUCAUUGACAGGUGUUUUUGGACAAAAGAGAGAACACUUGAUGAGAAGGUUCCCUAUAAAAGAAAAACUGAAUGUUGAUCUCGAUAAGCGACGACUUUUGUACCUCGCUUAUGGCCUCCAGCAAGAAGUGAACCUUUACAUGAAAAGCAAUAUGAAGGGGAAGGUAAAACCAUCACUGCUGAUAGAAAAUUUAAUAAACUACAGAAAUGAAGACAAGGAAAGAUGUAACAUGCUAUUGCUAAUGCUAGUGGCAUCCCUGGAAUUUGCAAUUCCUUCACUGCUUGUUCAGCAAACCCUUGAUAUUGCAAGACUGCGAAAAAUAAGAAAUGUUGAUACCAUGGAUGUGUUCAUGCUCCCUCGGGAUGUCAGAUGCCGAUUGAUUUCUUUGCUUUUAGGGGCUGUGAAAAUUGAGCGUGAUCAACACAUUGAUGGUGGAUUGUACAACAGACUGUACCUGUGUCUUUAUGAUCUUGUCGCUGAUCUGGUUAGACUUGCCAAUGGAGACAGCAUAGCUAAAUAUCAAGCAACACGAAAAAGGCUGGAUUCAAGGAAAGCUGGGUACAGAUGCUUGUUGGCAUCAGAAGUGGUUCAGCUUCUCUGUAUUGUACCUGUCUUCUUUGACUUCAUUGGAAAAGAUCCUGGUGUUUUGGACUUAAUAAUUGUUGCCACUAAAGAUGAGAUGAUUGGUGAGAAGAUUAAGUCACUGAGCUGGAAAAUUCAGUCUGAAGGGGGAGGAAUGAACAAAGUGUCCAGAGAAAUUGCAGAGUAUCUUCUGGAAUGUGUGAAACAGGCUAAUGCAGCCAUGUCAGGAAAAAAGGGCACAGACCAUGGGAAGCUCUUGGAAGCUGAGAAACAAGUUAGCAGUGUAGAGCCAAGUUAUGUUAUAACUUCAAAAAGGUUGUUGAAGGCAAGCCAUGAGAGGCCUCACUCUUGUAAAGGAUCUGUCUGGUCAAAACUACAGAGGGAUGACUUACCUAAUGGAUUUAAAAGCAGAGCUUCUGCAAGAGUCAUGUCUGCUGUUGGUGCAAAAACGAACCAAAAAGCCGCAUUACAGAGAAAAAGGAUCAAGUUAGUUGGGAGGAAACCUGUGCUUGGUGACAGAGUAGAGGUUGGCCAUCAGACGUAUGGACGCCUCGUAGCUCUUCCAGAGUCGGACAUGGGCUUAGUUCAGCUGGAGACUGUAGCAGCUCCCAAGUUCCAGCAGGCAGACUAUCCCAUCAAUUACCUGGACCAGCAGUUCCUGUAUGUUGACUUUGCUGAUAUCAACUGGGAUUGUGCAUCAGGGACAUGGAGACCAUCUUAUUCAAAAGAAUUCGUGGAAAGUCGCAGUCAAAAAGGAUCAAGGAGUAAAACACUCAACACAAGCUAUGAUAACAGGGAAGAGGUUGCUCAAUUUCUAUCAGAUGCCAUCAGGCAAAAUCUACAACUCAGAGUUGAUCUGCCAGCAGCCUACAAUACUGAUGCCACAUCAGCAAUUGGGGAACCUGUAGCAACAGGAGAGACUGUAAUAACAGAUCAUGUGAGAUCAAUUGUACGAGAGUGCCUGCAAGAAGCAGAUGUAAAAUGGACAAGCUCUUAUGAACCUGAUAUUAAUGGCAACCACUUGCAUGAUCCAACAGAUAAUGAUGAUGUUGAGCAGCCUGUGCCAGAGAAGGCUGACAACUUGUCCACCCCUGUUGUUGUAUCAGAGGUGACAGCUAAUGCUGAUUCAGAAUCCUACAAAGAUUGCGAUGUGUUAGAGGAAGAUACUGAGGUGAACAGCAAAGAAAUUGAAGAAAAUUUUCUUCUUAUGGAGGAUGAAGGUGAUGACAUUGCUUUGGAUGAUCUUGGCUCAGAAAGUGCACAGUACUUUCCUGUUGAUUCUGAAGGAAUGGAGGAAAUGGUCUCAUACACAGAACAUGCCAGAAUAAAUGCAUGGAAGACACCUGAAGUGAUUAAAAAGGCUGCUGAGAAAGGAGUACCUUCUAGGGUGGGGAGUGCUACAACAAGAGUGAAUUCCAUUUCAGCAGCCCACCCUCCCCCACAGCGACCCUCAUCACCAACCCAGCCAGGUGUUGUUCCAUUUAUACAGGCCAACAGAUGGUUGGCAGGGGGUCGGGAUGUGAGUAGCACAUCUGUCAAGCGUGCAUCUGUUCCUCUGCCAGGAUGGAUGGAAGGAUUGGAAGAAAGAAGACCCAAGUCUUCUCCAGCUAUGAGAGGUCCUAGGCAAACCUCAAGUCCAAUUACCUCUCGGACAAGAGUGCCUAGACCCACAACAGGGCGACCUCUAGGGCAAAGUGGACAGUUCAUAAUGAGAGGAUCUUCUCAUGUACAGUAUCAGUUUCAACCUACUCGGGUUGUCAUAAGAAGGAGAUAAUGGAAGGUUACAGUCACAUGACGUGUGCUUACGCUUCAUUACAUUUCCUUCUAUAUCAUUUAAAUUUUUCUCAAACAAUAUACCUUAAAUUUUGAAGUUUAAGGGGACUAUGUAAAAUUCAUGACAUGAUCAUGAGCCACUGACCUAUUAAGUCUGUUUCCAUCCUUACCUUUACUGCUUCUCCAGUGAUUUAUGAGAAAAAAAAUACUUGCACUAAUGCAUCAUAUUGAUAGAGCAAAUAAUGAUUGGAAAGGACAGAUUAAGGCUUUUUUUAUGCAAAAAAUUUUAAGUGGUCAAUAUUUUCACUUGCUCCACUAUUUAAAUCCACUUUACAGAAAACCUUCUGACUUCUCUAAAGCCUUGUGAAGUAUCAAGGUUUUGGCAAAGUGCUGUUUGAACUUUUAAAAAAUAUAUUUAAGAAAAGAAGUUAAUGUUAUGUUAUUUAUGCUGUUAGUCAGCAACAGAUUUUCAAGUUGACUGCACCAUCAGUCAGUUUACUUUAUGUAAUUGCUGUCUUUGACCUCUUUGUAGUAAAGUUAACAUGCACAUUUUAUUUCUUACAUACAGCAUAAUCUAUCAUUAUUUAAUGCUGUUGUAGGAUUCAUACCUUUUUGCUGGUUUGUGUAACUAUUUAAUGUUUGAUUGUUAUUUAAAAUCUGGUUUAAGUGUACCAAUAGAUAUUUAUAUUUAAUCAUAAA